Molecule: messenger RNA, 751 nt
Organism: Microtus ochrogaster (prairie vole)
Lineage: Eukaryota; Metazoa; Chordata; Mammalia; Rodentia; Cricetidae
Gene: H2az2
Product: H2A.Z variant histone 2
Cellular component (GO): nucleosome
Molecular function (GO): structural constituent of chromatin; protein heterodimerization activity; DNA binding
Source: RefSeq, a predicted model, not a curated record
GCGGGCCGGGGGCAUUGUCCGGCUCCGGCAGCGGUGGUCCAGCUGCAAGAGCGGCGGCGGCGGCGCGGGGCGACAGUGGGCGUCGCGCGGCCGAGACCAUGGCUGGAGGCAAAGCUGGGAAAGACAGUGGGAAAGCCAAGGCUAAGGCAGUGUCCCGCUCCCAGAGAGCUGGGCUGCAGUUUCCUGUGGGCCGGAUCCACAGACACUUGAAGACUCGCACCACAAGCCAUGGACGGGUGGGAGCCACUGCUGCUGUGUACAGUGCCGCCAUUCUGGAGUACCUCACGGCUGAGGUGCUGGAGUUGGCAGGUAAUGCCUCCAAGGAUCUCAAAGUGAAACGCAUCACUCCACGUCACUUGCAGCUUGCAAUCCGAGGUGAUGAAGAGCUGGAUUCGCUCAUCAAGGCUACCAUAGCUGGGGGCGGUGUGAUUCCACACAUCCACAAAUCUCUGAUUGGAAAGAAGGGACAGCAGAAAACUGCUUAGGAAGUGAUUUAACCACCUGCUCCCUGUUACUGUCUGUAGCUGGACAGUGGAUACUUGUGGGAUUGUGUGGAAACUUUAAGAACAGUUCAGUGGAAAAGCAUAGACAAUUGCUGUAGACAAGAUAAAAGAAACAUUUGUAUGUUUUUAGACUUGUGAAGUUUGAUAAGUCCCUUUCCCUGUGGUCAUGGUCAUGUAUUGAUUGGCCAAGUUUCUCCCUUGUGUUUUAUACAAAAAUAGAAUUGAUAAAACAUUUUUUACAAAACUAA